Molecule: messenger RNA, 8116 nt
Organism: Loxodonta africana (African savanna elephant)
Lineage: Eukaryota; Metazoa; Chordata; Mammalia; Proboscidea; Elephantidae
Gene: ADAM12
Product: ADAM metallopeptidase domain 12
Exons: 23
Coding region: 222-2768 (848 amino acids)
Biological process (GO): proteolysis
Molecular function (GO): metalloendopeptidase activity
Source: RefSeq, a predicted model, not a curated record
UGGCUGCGUGCCCGCCGCCCGCGCCCCGCGCCCGCGCCCUGCUGCUCGUCCUGGCCGGGGCCCUGCUGGUGCCGCGCGCCGCCCGAGGGGUGAGCGUGGGAAGUAAAUUACUGCCUUCCGUGCAGCCGACCCAAAGGAGGGACCAGAAAGAAGCUUACCAAGUCGUCAGCGCCUCCCUUUUGAACAGAGACUUCGGAGACUUCGGGGACCCCACAAAGGGCAUGGACUCAAAGAAUCAUCCAGAAGUGUUGAAUUUUCUAAUACAACUGGAAAGCGAAGAACUGAUCAUAUAUCUGGAAAGAAAUGAGGGUCUCAUUGCCAGCGGCUUCACGGAAACCCAUUAUCUGCAGGACGGCACAGAUGUCUCCCUCACUCGAAAUUACACGGGUCAUUGUUACUACCAUGGACAUGUGCACGGUUAUCCUGGAUCGAUGGUCAGUCUCAGCACUUGUUCUGGUCUCAGGGGACUUAUUACGUUUGAAAAUAAAACCUAUAUCUUAGAACCGAUGAAAAAUACAACCAAUAGAUACAAACUCUACCCAGCGGAGAGCCUGAAGGGCAUCCUGGGAUCUUGUGGAUUGCAUCGGAACGCCUCGGGCCUCAUGGCGGAUAACUUGCUCCGGCCACCCUCCCAGACGCGGGCAAACAGGCAUAAAAGAGAGACCCUCAGGAUGACCAAGUACGUAGAGCUGGUCAUUGUAGCAGACAACCGAGAGUUUCAGAGGCAAGGAAAAGACCUGGAAAAAGUUAAGCAGCGAUUGAUAGAGAUCGCUAAUCACGUUGACAAGUUUUACAGAGCGCUGAACAUCCGCGUCGUGCUGGUGGGCGUGGAGGUAUGGAAUGACAUGGACAAGUGCUCCAUAAGUCAGGACCCCUUCACGAGCCUCCAUGAGUUUCUGGACUGGAGAAAGAUGAGGCUUCUACCUCGCAAAUCCCACGACAACGCCCAGCUCAUCAGCGGGGUGUAUUUCCAAGGGACCACCAUUGGCAUGGCGCCAAUCAUGAGCAUGUGUACCGCAGAGCAGUCUGGAGGAGUUGUCAUGGACCAUUCAGACAGCCCCCUUGGCGCGGCCGUGACCCUGGCCCACGAGCUGGGCCACAAUUUCGGGAUGAACCACGACACACUGGAGAGGGGCUGUAACUGCAAAAUGACUGCUGAGAAAGGCGGCUGCAUCAUGAACCCUUCGACCGGGUACCCGUUCCCCAUGGUGUUCAGCAGCUGCAGCAGGAGGGACCUGGAGGCCAGCCUGGAGAAGGGAAUGGGGAUGUGCCUGUUCAACCUGCCUGAAGUCAAGCAGUCCUUUGGCGGCCAGAAGUGUGGCAACGGAUAUGUGGAGGAGGGAGAGGAGUGUGACUGUGGGGAACCAGAGGAAUGUACGAAUCACUGCUGCAACGCCACCACCUGCACCCUAAAGCCAGACGCCGUGUGCGCACACGGGCUGUGCUGCCAGGACUGCCAGCUGAAGCCCGCAGGAACGGCGUGCAGGGACUCCAGCAACGCCUGCGACCUCCCUGAGUUCUGCACAGGGGCCAGUCCUCACUGCCCAGCCAACGUCUACCUGCACGAUGGCCACCAGUGCCAGGGGGUGGACGGCUACUGCUACAACGGCAUCUGCCAGACCCAUGAGCAGCAGUGUGUCACACUCUGGGGACCAGGUGCUAAACCUGCCCCCGGGAUCUGCUUUGAGAGAGUCAACUCUGCAGGUGACCCCUACGGCAACUGUGGCAAAGAUUCCAAAAGCUCCUUUGCCAAGUGCGAGAUGAGAGAUGCUAAGUGUGGAAAAAUCCAGUGCCAAGGAGGUGCCAGCCGACCUGUCAUUGGUACCAAUGCCGUUUCCAUAGAGACCAAUAUCCCACUGCAGGAAGGAGGCCGCAUUCUGUGCCGUGGGACCCACGUGUACUUGGGAGAUGACAUGCCGGACCCAGGGCUUGUGCUAGCUGGCACAAAAUGUGCAGAUGCAAAAAUCUGCCUCAACCGCCGAUGUCAAAAUGUCAGUGUCUUUGGUGUCCAUGAAUGCGUGGCCCAGUGCCACGGCAGAGGGGUUUGCAACAACAGAAAGAACUGCCACUGUGAGGCCCACUGGGCCCCCCCCUUCUGCGACAAGUUUGGCUUCGGAGGAAGCACAGACAGUGGCCCUGUCCGACAAGCAGAUAACCAAAGCCUCACUGUAGGACUCCUGGUGGCCACCCUGUGUCUUCUUGCAGCGGGAUUCGUGGUGUAUCUCAAAAGGAAGACCUUGAUACAGCUGCUGUUUACAAAUAAAAAGAACACUAUUGAGAAACUAAGGUGUGUGCGAGCUUCCCGGGCCUGCGGCGGCCCCCAGCCCACACGGGCUCACCUCACCCACCUCAGCAAAGGCCUGAUGAGGAAGCCACCACCUUCCAGCACACCUAAGGACAAUCCCAGAAGAUUGCCACCAUGCCAGAACGUGGACAUCAGCAGACCCCUCAAAGCUGUUGAUGUCCCUCAGCCCAGUUCACCUCAGCGAGUGCUCCCGCCCCUCCACCAGGCUCCACGUGUCCCCAGCGUCCCUGCCAGACCUCUGCCCACCAACCCUGUGUUCAGACAGGCCCAGGAAACGCGGAAGCCAAAUCCUCCUCAGAAGCCUUUGCCAGCAGAUCCCUUGAGCAGGACGACUCGGCUCACCAGUACCUCUGGGAGGACCCUAGGACAGCCAGAAUCCGGGCUCCGCCUGGCUCCUCUCAGACCUGCUCCUAAACUUCCACAUCAAGUGCCCAGACCUGCCCACGCCACCUACAUGAAGUGAGAAGCAAGCCAAUCUCUUUCUCCAACAGUGAAGACAGAAGUUUGCACUAUCUUUCAACUCCGGUUGGAACUAUUUUUUUUGUACCAACUCUUAGGAUUUUUAAUGUUUAAAACACCAUUAUUUUAAGGACUUUGAGCUACUGCCGUCGGUGCUGUGCUAUGGUGCUCUGUAUUCUUGCUCAGGUACUUGUAAAUUAUUAAUUUAUGCUGAAUGUUUACUGCAGUGCAGUGCGCUGUGGCAGGCAUCUUUACACCACCAUUGAGUUUUCCAUGGAAGGGAGGCUUUGUGCUUUUAAUAUUUUAGUGAACUUGAAAUACCCCACAUCAUGGGACUCUGGACAGGAUGCUUAGUUCCUGAGUCUUUAUUGGAAAGCCAAUACUAACAGUUCCACAAUGACCCAUGGCAGGGAUUCUGGUACCAGAUCCAGCUCGAGGCCCCCCGAUGGAACCUUGAGUGAUGUUCUGGAACCCACCCCCCCUCCCCCCGCCCAUUUCAGGCCAGAGCCUGGGGGCUCCAGUCCGGAGGUGUGCUUGGCUUUCAGGGAGGCCCCUUCAUGGCUGGCUGGCAGGCAGGCCCCCAAGGGGCCACACCUUGAAGCUCCAGGCACCAGCAAAGGGUCUGGUUUCUGGCCAGAAUACUCUAGAGAACCUGGGUUGCAGACAGGAAUUUUAGGGUGUGACCACACCAGGACAGAAACUGGAACAAGGAGGCCAGGCAGGAACACAUUUGGAGAGCAGGCAAGGAAGAGGUUCGUGGUCCUGCUCCAGGUUUUACUCGAUGGAAACACCAAGGGCAGCUUUUCCUGGCUUGCCUUAAGAGUGCUGGCCCCAGCACAGUAUUUAGACUGGGAAAAUGGUGUUGCUACAAGAAAGCUAUUGCCGGGUACUGUGACCCUCCACCUCCCCGUACUAUUUGGAGCUCUGCAACCCUCCACCUCCCUGUACUGUUUGGAGCUAAGCAAAUUACCACCUCGUCUUCUCAGCUGUAAUGCAGGGAUCCUGGGUUCAGACAGAUUGCUGAGGCUGUCCAUGGGGCCAUAACUAGUUUCAGAUGUGAACCUGUAACCAGAUCCAGUCAAUCAAGUCAGUAGAUAAAAAUCUCCUUUGACUGCAGGGUUCAACUUAUUAAAAAUUAGGCAGAAUCCCUAUGCUUGCAAAAACUACAGUCAAAUGGAAUGCUGUAUUCACUGGGCUAGCCUGUCUGCUAUCCUUACUAUUGUGCAUUAGACAAGGAACCAGGAGUUAUCACUAAGUUCUCUUUGGGGCCUCUUGUGUUCCUAGCUUCGCUACAGGAAUCCUUAAAAGAUAUUUUCAACAUAGAAUCAGAAUCUAUUUUUUAAACCCUUGCAGCCUACCUGUUGAGCAUCCUGACUGUGAUUAAGGAAAUCAAUUUGCUAAUUCUAAGUAUUCAUGAAGUACAGGCUUGGGCAGCAGUCCCUCCAACCCUUUACUCUUCAGAUGUCUGACUGGGGAGCCAUUUUCACAAGGUGAUCUUUUAAGAAGCCUGUAUCUAAUGACAUGAAAAAUUCAAAAAUACUUAAAGAAAAAUGCCAUUCUGCCUCUCUCUGUCUUCCAGUGGGGUCAUGUGUGACUAGGGUAAUUGACAAUAGUUCCAUAAUUCACUCUGGGCGUUUUAUGAUAAAGGCUUCUUUGGGGAUCAUUUCAACAGCUUUUCUAUUCUUUGAAGCAGACAGAAAAAUGUAUCAAGAAUCUUGGUUUUCCUUCCAGAAAACAAUACUGCAUUUAGCUUCCCCUUCCCCCUCCAGUGUUCCCCACUGUAUCUAGGCAACAUAGUAUUCAUGAUUAUACAUAAACUAAGUAAACCCAUGCCACAAACACACACAAAAGGGAACCCAGCUCUAAUACAUUCCAGCUCUUUUACAGUGUGUGCAUCUGUUUAUUAUUAAUUUUGUUAAAAAAUGUAAAGCCAUGUUAAAUAUCAUUGCUGAUGAGAUACAUAUAGGAUGACUGUAACUGGUAUUACAUUUGGUAACUGUAUUUAAGGCCAAAGCAGAUACUAUUGAAAUGGUUUACAGAAUUGUCAUGGUACAGUAUAUAUAUAUAUAUAUAUAUAUAUAUAUAUAUAUAUAUAUAGGCAUUGUCUUUAUAGAUGCUCAGAUCCUUAGAUACUAUUUCCAGUAAGAGGAUGUGAACUUUUUCCCUUAACUGUAGUUCCUAUUCUUCUAUUUCAGAGACCCGUUUGAUAUUAAAAAAAAACACCCAGUGCCCUUGAGGGAGUUAAAGCUGUGAUCACGUCAUCGGUGGCCACGUAGGGGCUGUGGCUGAUGACACAUUCCUGUCUCCACAGUACUAAUUAACUUUUAUCGAGCCAUGCAGUGUCUUUCUGGAUAAGAAUGUAUUUAAAUCUAAUGUUCCCUUAUAAUACUCAUACUAAUACUAAAGGAAUAAUACUUCCAAGAUGCAGUAUUUAUCAAAUGAAGCCUAUUUAGCAAUGACUUUCAUUCAGUGGAACUUAGGAAAAGAACCAAUGACCAGGUUUGGGGGGGCGGUGCUAGUCCUCUGUUUUAUGUCCUCAGAGAUGAUGGAAGCAAAGAUCACAGGGUUAUAUUCAGUGGCCGUCUGACUACUCCUUCGUAUUUUCAAGAUUUAUGGGCAUGAGGAAUAGAGGUGACUUGAGUGUUGCGGGGCCACCAUUGAGUAUUUCAACGUGCCCUAGCCACCCAGGAGACCCUGAGGUUAGUGACUUUCUAUGACCCUGCUUUACUGGGAGGUAGAUGACUGAUUUUCUAGGCAUUCCAUUUAAAAAGUUUAUCUCCUGAAAUUUUUUGUAACUGCUUGCUUUCCCAACACAUGGAAUCGGACGUGUAGCAACCAAGGAAACAAUGUAUAACAUUUUCCAUUGUCAGAGCAUGGAGGCUAGACUGCCCAGUGAGAGGUCUUUCAGCUCACACAUGUGAGAUGAUGUCACAGAAACCACAAAAGCAACAAACUAAACUACAUGAGAAUAAAUACUCCCGACUCCUCUCUGAGGGAACACUUUUAUGCCUGCCUUAACUUUAUUAGGAAUUCUCAGGCUGAGACGCUAGGCUGUUGUUCUCUGGCAUCAGUGCAGUCACACCAAGGCCCCCCGAAAGAGAACUGCUCAGACUUGGGUCUGUGUGAAAGAUAUUCUUGGGAGCCUGUGAUCUCCCGUGGUGCUAAGAGACCUGGGGCUGGCUGAGGAGAACCCCUGGGGGCCUCGGCCGCCUCUCAGUGGGUAUUUCCCAAGUACUCUGAGCCAGUGGGCCUUGUUGACCAAAAGGGCUGCUACCUGGGCAGCUGGGCCAGAGCUUCCUAAUCACUCAGACUUCAUGAGACUUAUUUCAUUUUAACACUUUGGCUGUGCAGGGCUCCCUGGGCACUCUGGAAGCAGGACGCCAGGACCCACUUGGUCUACCUGCCCGCUCCCAGGGCUCCUAGGAGGUCCUUCCUCAUUGCUUCCCAAAGGGCCUCAGCCACACACAAGUGACUCUCCCAGAUGCCCUCCACCACAACUUCUGGCCCAGAGGGGUGACUCUCGGGCUGUGAGUUUCACACACUAUGAAUGGCUGGUCAGGGAUAUGGUAGGUGCUAUGUUUUUUCCGCCCCCACCACAGCUGCCAUCCCAUGCUGGAAGCCAGCCCUAGGCUGCCCCAGUUCCUCCCAAGGGCACAUCAGCAGGCCCAUAAGCACAGCUGGACACGGGAAACCAGAGGUUAUGACCCUGAUUGGCCUUCCCCUAUCGCCCAGAUCAUGGUGACCCAGUGUGGUCACCAUGAGUUGGAAUUGACAGCAACUAACAACAACAUCCAGAUACACGUCCAGUUCCCAGGCCAAACCCAAUGGUGGUGCUUCUCCCGUCUCUGCCAGACAAAGCCCUGCUCUCAGGGCUCCUCCAGGUCAGCCACAGUGGGGCCUGCCACAGUGUGUGGCCACCCUGGUGGGUUUACACACGGACACCCCAAGCCCACCUGCAGCAGGGGCACCAUGACAUGGGGGCCUUGUAUUCAGUGGAACCCCUCCCACAGGCAUGUCUCCCAGUGACCUCCUUCCUGAGGACUUAAAUUAACUCACCUAUGAUAGCAAAAUUCUCUUAACUCGCUCAAAAGUUUCUACCCAUAUUUGUUUCCUUCAAACCUAUUUGAGACCCCUAUUAAGAGUGAUACAGGCCCAAGCUCCAUGACAGAUCGUGGAGGUAAAAAAAAAAAAAAAAAAAAGUGAUACAGGUAACACUCUAAGGAGGGUUUUAAGCCCACUUUGUCUACACAGUAAGGAUGUUUCCAGAAGCCAUUUGCCUGUAUAUCAAGGCGCAGUUUCCCUGCCUUUCAUAAAGAUAUUCCUUCCCUUUUGGAACAACAAUGGCAGCUACGGUACAGCCAUCAAGAACUGGUUUCACAUGCACAAGGCCAGGAAAAGAAAGUCUGGGUAUGAAACCCUUAGUCAGUGAUGGACGGUGGUAGCCAGAAGGUGGAACACACAAUUUGAUGUGAUUCGGCUCCUCCAGGCUGAAGACCCUGUAACCCACCCUGAUUGUCCACAUUUUCUAAAAACAUGUUCUCCCUCGAUAACUUUUUUUUUUUGUCCUUAAUUUAGCACCUUUUAGGGCCAAACAGGAAGGAGCCCUGGUGACACGAUGGUUACGUGCUAGGCUGCUAACCGAAAAGUUUGUGGUUCAAACCCACCAAGGCAAUCUGCUGCCAUAAAGAUUACAGCCUAGAAAACCCUGUGAGGCAAUUCUGUGCUGUCCUACAGGCUCACUGUGUCACAUAGGCUUAAUUUGAAUCAGAAUUGACGUGAUGGCACACAACAACAUGAGUUGGAACCGACUUAAUGGCACAUAACAACAACAGAGCCAAGCAAAAGAAUAAAUAUCAUGUGAUCGUUUUAGUUUUACAAAGAAGUGAAUGACAUCUAUGUUCAUGGCUUAUAAACAGGUACUUUAAGUAUGACAAUGAAAGAAUAUAUAUCACAUUAGAAAGACAAAUCCUCUAAGAUUCCAGGGCAGUACACCUGGUGGUACAGGGCUACCAAUUCCCUCUUCCCUUCUCUGAGGUUAGCUGGUAGGCUGGAGGGAAGGCUCGUUGCUUGAAUGUGUGUGGCAACUAUUAAGUAUAACUGUUUAAACUUGGCUACAGGCUAUUUAGCACAGUACAGAUUAAACUUACAGCUACAUAAACCAGCACAUUAAUUUUAUAGUGCUUCAACCAUUUAUAAUGCUUUGGUUUGCUUUUUUUUUCCACAUACCUUUUUAUGUUACAGUCUGUUACUUUUGUACGCAUUUCUUAUAUCAGGGUUCUACAGGUAAACGCCACCUGAAAAAGUCAUUGUUAAGAAUAUUAUAUCCAAUAAAUGGUAUACAACGAGUAUAAA